Molecule: messenger RNA, 1463 nt
Organism: Prosopis cineraria
Lineage: Eukaryota; Viridiplantae; Streptophyta; Magnoliopsida; Fabales; Fabaceae
Exons: 5
Coding region: 145-1182 (345 amino acids)
Source: RefSeq, a predicted model, not a curated record
GUUCGCUAAGUCUGAGUGGGUUCACACGCAGUGAACGUCUUCCAAAUUUAUUAUUCCUAAGGUUGCUUCCUCGCCGUCGCCGUCCGUUGUUAUCUUCAGCUUGACUUACUUGGGAGCCAGGACAGAGUAAAUCAAAGAGAUUCAAUGCUUGGAAAGGAAAAGGCCUUGAACAACCUGGAAGAACUUUCUGGCUUUAUAUUCAUGUGCAAUCAUGUAACUAAGCCAGAGUGCUAUCAAUUUAGAGUUUUUGGGCUCCCUGAAUGGAAAAAGGAAGUUGUAGAGAAAAUACAGCCUGGCGUGCACCUUUUCUUGUUUGAUUAUGAUUUAAAGCUUCUCUAUGGUAUAUACACAGCUACCUCUAGUGGGAAGCUAGGGAUAGAAGAAUCAGCUUUUGGUGGAAAAUUCCCAGCCCAGGUAAGAUUUAAGAUUCAUCAAGACUGUUUACCCUUGCCAGAGAGCUGCUUUAAACACGCAAUUCAAGAAAAUUACCAGAAAGAUGGUCGCAAAUUUAGUCCUGAACUCAGUCUCGGACAAGUAAAAAGUCUAUUGUCGCUGUUUCGUCCAAUAUUGAUCAACAAGCAAAUUAUUAUGCCAGCUAAAGCCCCGGUACUGUCCAUGCACUACCAAACUUCAGAGAACCAGCUUCAUCUCCCUGCAUGGCCUCUUGCUUUGCAGAAUGCUUAUUCAGCUGGGAAUAGCGGUAGUUUUGGUGAAUUAGUGCCAGAACCUCAAUGUACAUAUCAGAAUAUGCCAUACCAAUACCAUCAACCUGAGUGUCACUUCUUGAUGAAUACGGCCAACAUUCAUGAUCCAUCGUUGCAAAAUUAUCUGCACGCAGAUCAGAUUAACUUAAACCCACAACCUUACUUUUCUUCCUCCAUGGGGGGCAGCUAUGCUCAAUCACUGCCAGAUCCUCAACAUGCAUAUAUCCUGAAUCCACCGUCUAAUUUUCGUUCGUCAAUGGUUAAUAUGGGCAGCAGUCAAGCUCAAUCAAUAUCAGAUCCUCAACAUGUGCAUGUUCUAAAUCCACAACCAAAUUUUAAUCCCUACAUUUUGAAUAUGGGCUAUGCCAAUCCUAUUAUGCAGUCACAUGCUUCGUCAUUAUCAAAUGUUCCAUAUCAUUCUGGUCAAAUUGGGGACGCAUGCAUACCUGAAGCUUUCUCCUCUGCCUCUCAUCCAUAACGAAGUUUAGAUCCCUGAUGUUGAGGACGUAGUUCUGAUUAUUUACCAUGGAAUGAUGCAGUUGGCAUUUUGGGAAGUACUUUUUAACUAGAACAAUGGCAUUCUUUCAAGUGGGACCGCCUUACAUGGCUUUUGCAUUUUAUAUUUUUUCUUUUGGGAGACAGAUGAUUUGCAAUAGGUGAAGCUGGGUUGCUUAAAACUCUUUGGUGAACAAGGCAUUGAAUUGUCUAUCCUACAUUCCUGAACAAAGUGUGAAUUUGAUGUAAAAAUUUAAAUCUAAA